Molecule: messenger RNA, 435 nt
Organism: Caenorhabditis briggsae
Lineage: Eukaryota; Metazoa; Nematoda; Chromadorea; Rhabditida; Rhabditidae
Gene: Cbr-ttr-25
Product: Protein CBR-TTR-25
Exons: 3
Coding region: 1-435 (144 amino acids)
Cellular component (GO): cell surface
Source: RefSeq, a predicted model, not a curated record
AUGCUAGUAUCUUUAAAAUCCUUCCUGCUCCUUCUUGCCCUUAUUGGCUUUGCCCAUGCCCUUGGAGGAGUCGUUGGACGAGGACAAAAGGUUACGGUAAUGGGAAAAUUGGUGUGCAAUGGAGCUGCGGCGGCGGAUGUCAAGGUUAAGAUGUAUGAGGAUGGAACUAUCUAUGACACCAAAAUGGACACCAUGAACACCCUUGCUGACGGAACCUUCAAUUUGAUGGGUUCGCAAAAGAAAGUUAGAAGUAUCGACCCAAAACUCAACAUCUAUCACAGAUGCAAUCAUCAUGGACUUUGCCCAAAGAAAGUGACCAUUCAUGUGCCAAAGAAUGCCGUUGGAAAGGGAUCCAAAGACGCUCAACUCUUCGAUAUUGGAGUCUUGAAUUUGGCAAACAAAUUCCCAGGAGAGACCACUGAUUGUAUUCAUUAA